Bombus pascuorum is the source of this 1573-nucleotide messenger RNA. Its product is annotated as kynurenine/alpha-aminoadipate aminotransferase, mitochondrial-like. The transcript is spliced from 8 exons. The coding region runs from base 242 to 1486 and encodes 414 amino acids. Gene Ontology annotation, biological process: biosynthetic process. Gene Ontology annotation, molecular function: L-kynurenine:2-oxoglutarate transaminase activity; pyridoxal phosphate binding. Lineage: Eukaryota; Metazoa; Arthropoda; Insecta; Hymenoptera; Apidae. The record is from RefSeq and is a predicted model, not a curated record.
GAGUCCAGUCUCUCGAUGACUUUCGACACGCUCGCUCGGUAUCGAUCGAUCCGCUGUCUCGUAAUAAAUUUGAAAUAUUUAGAAAUUAUCGAUUUAUCGAAUUUAUCUAAAUCGAUUAGACUGGUAAAGCCGGAGUUAUUCGACUCGCUUGGACGCUAUCGUUCGACCGAAAAUUAACCGAAACAAAGAUCAAACAUUAAAAAUUAACCAGAUCCAUUAUUAAGAAAAACGUUCGUUCGUAAUGGAUUUUUCAACGUUUCUAACGAAUGCCACGAGAAGGCGAAAGUCUAGUAUUCUUCGCGAAUUGGCGAUGAGAUUUAUAGAAGCGAAAGAUGCGAUAAGUCUAGCUAAUGGAAUGCCGAAUACAAAAACUUUUCCUUUCGUCGAUAUCUCCGUAACGUACAAGGGCGGAACAAAAGUAAAACUCGUCGGAGAAGAGUUGUCCUGGUCUCUUCAAUAUGGUCCUUCCCAAGGAUACUUACCAUUGUUAAAAAAGAUGCGAGAAUUUCAAGAAUAUUGGCACAAGCCGAUAUACAACGAUUGGGACGUACUUUUCACGUCUGGAUCGAUGGACGGGUGUAGCAAAAUUUUCGAGAUGACUUUAGAAACAGGCGAUCCUGUGAUGAUUCAAGCACCGACUUACGACGGAAUUCUAAAUGCGCUCGCACCUUUAAUGCCAGAAUUCAUCGAAAUUUCACAAGAUCGGGAUGGUAUAAUUCCGGUAAAUAUAAGAAAAAUUUGCGAAGAAAGACGAGACAGUGGUAAACCAAUGCCAAAAGUCCUUUACACGAAUCCUACAGGAGCCAAUCCAACGGGAACAGUUUUGACAGAAUCGCGAAGAAGGGAGGUUUAUGAAUUAGCCGAUACGUACAACUUUUUAAUCGUCGAGGACGAUCCUUAUUGUUUCAUCCAUUUCGUCGAUAAGAAACCCACCACCUUCCUCGAAAUGGAUACCAAAGGACGUGUAAUACGUUUGGAUUCUUUCAGCAAAAUUCUAAGCGCCGGACUUAGAUUAGGCGUUGUUACAGCGCAUAAAGAUGUUAUUAAAAAAUUAACUACGCAUAUGGAAGCAACGAAUAUUCACGCUUCCUCCUUAUCGCAGGUUUUGCUGUUCAAAUUAUUAGAUGUAUGGGAUUUGGAGAAGACACGGCAACAUUUUAACGACAUUCAGAAAUUUUAUCGCGAAAGACGAGACAUUAUGCUGUCUUUGAUGGAAAAACAUCUUACCGGAUUGGCAGAAUGGAACGUUCCAAAGGGUGGGAUGUUCGUUUGGCUAAAAGUGAAUAAAACGAAAGAUGUAAUGGAAUUGGCAAGGAUGAAGUGUAUUUCCCGAGGGAUUUUUCUUAUUCCCGGUCAUGCGUUUAACCACGACCGCUCGAAACCUGAACAGCAUCUCAGACUGUGCUACAGUUACGCGACACCGCAAGAAAUCGAUAAGGCGCUUUCAACGCUAGCCACGUUGAUACGCGAAGAGAUAAGAAAAUAGAACUGGAAACGAAGUUUUACAGCUAUAAUCAAUUUCGUAAUUCUUUUGUAAUUUUUCGAAUAUGAAUCAUUAAGGAAAUAAAUAUUA